Molecule: messenger RNA, 693 nt
Organism: Ascochyta rabiei
Lineage: Eukaryota; Fungi; Ascomycota; Dothideomycetes; Pleosporales; Didymellaceae
Exons: 1
Coding region: 1-693 (230 amino acids)
Source: RefSeq, a predicted model, not a curated record
AUGGACGCAUUCUUCGGAGAUUGGCUUAGUAAAGAUGAAUGCGCUCAAAAAUGUAUCGCUGAUGGUAAUUUUACCCUUGAGGACACAUACGACGGCGCCAUUUACCCCAACCUCUGGGAGACCGUAACUAUGCCAAUUUCGCACGUGGAAUUCUCUCCGCAAUUGCCAACAGAAGUUAUGACAGCGGCCCCUCCCCGUAUUCCGGAAACCAAACCUGAGCCUGAAAUCUGGCAUGAGAAUCGAAUCCAGUAUAGGAUCAGUUACUACGAGCGACACGAACACGGUGGUCGUCCAGAGUUUGUAAGUGAGGAUGUCUACACGGAGCCAAUUGAACUCGAGAUCUCCAAUGAACACGACAGAGUUACUCUCUUGGAAGGAAGGAAGCAAACCGAGGUGUCGCCUGACCCGCUGGGACAUACCAACGACUUUGGUGCUAGAAGAGGAAACACGAAACUCUCAAAAUUACGCCAAGCUGACGUAGGCAGCGAGCCAACAGGGAAAACAUUCUCUCCUUAUCUGUUGAACAUUCUCAAAUCCGCCGUCGAGUACUCAGCCGAACCACCUAUAGAUGACAACGAAGGGUUGAACACUGGGCUCUUUGCGUAUCCAUAUAGGGAUUUGUACCAUGAUCUCGAAGACCUUCGGAGGUAUAAGACACGGACGAUUCGGUUCUCCACCGCAUCUGGUAGGUAA